Messenger RNA from Racocetra fulgida, 368 nucleotides. The record is from the annotation of a GenBank genome assembly. NCBI's taxonomy places the organism in Eukaryota, Fungi, Glomeromycota, Glomeromycetes, Diversisporales, Gigasporaceae.
AUGAGUGAAAAAGGAACUGCGAUCACUUCUAAUAUAAACUUAGAAAAAAACACUGUAAAUGAACCUUUACUUUCACAAGAUUUAUUUGAUUCAGUAUUUGGUAAUUUUGGAAAUACAUCUACUAUUAGUAACAUGGAUUUAAGUCUUAAAAAGAAACCCGAAUCAGUAAAAAGUGUAAAAAAAGAACAAAUUAACUUUGAAUCAAGUGAUACAACCGAUCAAAUUCCAAUAACUUUUUCAUCCAUUUCACUGAAUCUUGAUAUUGGUGAAAAAUCGUAUCAAAAAAAUCAAGAAAAGAAAGAAACAAAAACCGAACGGAGAUCAUUUAGAAAAGACAGAUCUGGUGAUACGGCAAAAUCAGAUUGUGG